GUGUUGUCCGCCAAGUCGUCAAGAACCACCUCCGUCGUCGUCGUCCCGCGGGCAACCGCAUCAAAACACCGGGACAACACCCGGGACAAGAUGUCUCACUCUGUCUAUGACUUUGUGUACCACUCUGACCACACCCUCGACUUCCCUGGCCUCUCCUUCCAAGUCCCUGGUGCCGCCCCUGAGCUGCACCCGACCUGCCACUGUUGAACCCGAGCGUCAACACUUUGGGCACUCACCUUAGUUCCAACCGUGUACCUUCUCAGCCAUGGACGGCCCACCCAAGCUGUCCGGCGAGACCCUGAUUGUGCACCAUAUCCCCUUGAUGCACUGCCAGGUGUCGGGGCGGCGGCAGAGGGGCUGCGGUGUCGGAGCUGGCUCCUUGAAGAGGACCAACCCAUUUAGCCCCCUGGAGAACUUGGGUCUGAGUCGCACCACUUCCCUCCCUGAGAGGGACAUCCUCCAGAGGGAAGCGUUGCUCUAUAGCAGCCUGAUCCAGACUUCCACCCACAACGUAGGACCAGAGAGGCAGGAUGGCGGUGGUGGCAGCAUAGCCAGCAACGACUCCUCGUUCACUUCCAGCAUCUCCGACGAGCAACUGGUGGCAGCCCACACUUUACCCCGUAUCAAGACCAGGAGCCACCAUCCGCUACGCCGGAACCCCUUCCUGAUCAAGACCGAUGAUGAGGAGGAGGACGACGAUGAUGACGGCAACCUGAGCGGCUACCACGAGGACUCCUCCUUCCACCUACAUGGCCACACCACCACGGUGUCCUUCCACUUGCAUGACCUGGGCUUCGCCCCUGAGGCACGCAAUCGGAACAGCGCGACCAGGGACUUGGACCCACCGGAGCUGGGCCGCCGGCACGGCAGCAGUGGCUCCAACAUGUCGGUGGACUGUGGCGAGCACGAGUGGGAGGACGAUGAGGACGGAGAUCAUCCCAUGCCAUGCACCCGGAGCAGCAAGACGGGCUCCUACUCCUCUGGGUUAUCCGCGCAGCACUGCUCCUGCUGCACCCUAGCGCAGAACCUCUCCCUGGACUUCCCCCAGGACUUCCCCAACACCUUCCCUAAAGGUGCUCAGGGCUACAGCAGCGAUUCAUCAUGCAACAGCUCAGACGGCGUGCUGGUCAAUUUCAGCACCAUUUACAGCAAGAUGAACAACAGUGUCCCUGAGAAGCAAGGCAACCUGAACAGCCCAGCCGAGCACCCCCCGACGGUUGACCAGCGGGACCCGACGGGGGGGGCGUUUUAUUUGGACCUCCUCACCUCGCCCUCAGAGCCUGCGCUAGCCUUCCCACUCGGCCGAGAGCCUCCAGUUUCCGCCUUCUCUGCCAACUCCUGCUCGGCAGAGCACCAGGCUGCCCUCGAGCUGGACGCUAACUGCAACUCCUACUGUCCGCCGUCUUGCGUGUCUGCGGGCGGGGCAAUGUCCUGCCUUCAGAGUGAGGCCCGCCUGGUGGUGGCCACCCAGAAUUACUACAAGUUGGUCACCUGUGACCUGUCUUCCCAGUCGUCACCCAGCCCGGCCGGAUCGUCGGUCCACAGCAGCUCUGAGGAGCAUAGCAGGGGCAGCCCCGCCAGCCCCACGCAGCCCAGUGAGUACUUCCUGUUCCGGCAGCGAGCCAACCAGGAAGUGGAAGAUGAGGGAGAGGAUGAAGAGUCAACAAGGAGUGGUCUCCGACGACGAGUGUAUCCUGUAUCUGGGUUGGAGCGCUCAAAGUUGGGCUUCGUUGCUGCACACACCCGUGCCAAGUCGUCUCAUGCUACCGAUGCUAUCGAUCUCCUGCUGCAUCAUCUGGCUGCUAAAGAUGAUGAGGAUGAGGACGAGAACGCGGUCGGUGACCCAGACGCCCCUCCUGUGCUCCUCCAGGGCCAAGUGUAUGUCAAUAUGUCUCCCCCACUGGUCAACCAGGGCGCCCCGGGGGCCGCUGCCGGCCGGCCGCGUUCCCGCAGCUACGACCGCAACCUGGACAAAUCGCCGGGGCCCCGCCUCGGCUCGCUGGAGCGCAUGCUCAGCUGCCCCGUGCGCCUCAGUGAGGGGGCCGGCGCCCUGGCCGCGCCGCCCCCGCCUCGGGUCACCUCCUUCGCAGAGAUCGCUCGCAGCAAGCGGCGGCACGGCGGGUCACCGUCCCUCAAGGCGGACCCCUACUCUUCCACUGAGUUUUCACCCAUCCGCGAGCGUAACGCUGCCUCGAAAGCGCCCACUGCAGCCUGUUGCGGCCAAGAUGCAGCCAGGGAGAGCGACGCAGAAGGUGGCCCCUCCAGCUGGUCUGACAUUCAUCCAGCCGUGGUGCGCUACAGCAAAGACCAGCGGCCCACCACCCUCCCCAUCCAGCCCUUCAGCUUCCACCACCAGCUGGCCUCCAAGCCCCCCCAGCCCAAGCCUCUGCUCCCCCUGCUGACUGGCUACGUGUCCGGCAUGCAGGCACGCUCCAACUCCAACCCCGGCAAUGAGGAAGAGGAGAGCGAGGACGCUGCUGGAAACGAGCACCAUCAGGGCGGUGUAAACAGGGCGGCGGCUCCCCCUGGGUCUGUACGCCCAUCACCCCUGGGGAGUUACUCCCCGGUGCACCUUCAAGAGGAGGCCGCCAGCUCCAGGACCUGCUCCACAUGCACCCCGAGCCCCCCUCCGCCUGCGCAUAACAACCUCUCCUGCUGCCCUCAGAGCACCGCCCACACAGGGCCACUACCGCCCCACACACCUCCCCCCGCCAGCCUGGGUGUGAAGAGGGGGAUGAUGCCGCCCACCCUGCCCCCUGUGCACCGGGACACUCUUAGCUCACUGGGGUGUGUCAAGGCUGGGAGCCUCGUGGAGGGAAGCAAAGCGGCCCGGAUGCAGAAUGCAUACCACCUUUCUCCUCAGGCCCUGAAGUGGCGGGAAUACCGACGUCAGAACCCUCUUGGUGGGGAGAGAGUAGCUAGCUCUGCUUCGUCGGAUUCUCAGUGUCCUCCCCGAAAAAACGUCUUCGAUUUCCCUUCGGCUCCCCCCAGCCAACCGACAGGACGCCAUCAUGUCAGGCAAAUGCAGCAGAGUUACGGCAACUUCUUACCGGAUUACUUUUCUUUGACUGAGAGGCCGCCAGAGGAGUUCUGCCUCUCUCCUGAUGCUUCCACAGCUUCAUCCUUGUCCUCUUCCUCCGGCUCACAGUCCCACAUCUGCGUCGACAUGACGCACAAAAGAGGAUUGGUGAAGGCUGUCAACACAGCAGUCGAUCUAAUCGUGGCUCACUUUGGCACUAAUCGAGACCCUGAUGUUAAAGCUAAACUCGGCAACAGCUGGGUGAGUCCCAACGUGGGUCACCUGAUCCUGAAGUACUUAUGUCCAGCGCUGUACGAGGUUUUGCAGGACGGACUCAAGGCCUAUGUGCUGGACCUGAUCAUCGGACAGCGCCGCUGUCAGCCCUGGAGCCUGGUGGAAGCCUCCACGCAGCUCGGCCCAUCUACACGUGUCCUCCACAACCUGCUGUCGAAGGUGAGCCAGUUCUCAGAGCUGACGAGCCACAGCAUGAGACUCAAUGCCUUCAUCUUUGGCCUCCUCAACCUCAAGUCUUUGGAGUUCUGGUUCAGUCAUCUCUUGACACAUGAAGACAUCAUAGCCGCCCACUACAAUGCGUGGGGCCUGGUCCCACUGGCUCAGGGUGCAUGUCAGCAGCUGUUCAGCGAACUCCUCCUUUUGCUGCAACCCCUCUCACUCCUCCCAUUCGAUCUGGACCUCUUGUUCGAACCCCGGCUCCUGGCGACGGGGCGCGAGCAGCAGAGACGCCGCAAGGAGCUGCUAUGUUCAGCGAGACAGUCCACCACCCGCUCCACCCUGGAGCUGAUGAGGGGUUGGGGCGCUGCCGUCGGGGACAUGGUAGCCGGGAAGGAGAGGGUGCCUCUGGGGUGGGAGGGGACGUGGCCCAGGACAGAAGUUUUCAGAAGGGAGAGUAUCCCUGUGGGAGGUGGUCACGGGUCCAAGGAAAGAGGGACAGGUGGCCAGAGGAUGAAAGGAGUGGGUCAAGGAAUUGAGGAAAAAGACGUAGGGAAGGACUCCCUGGGGAAGGACCCCACAAGGACGGACGAGGGGCGGCAGCGUCAGGACCGUCAGGCUGGGUGGUGGUACCAGCUCAUGCAGUCAUCCCAAGUCUACAUUGACCAAUCCACAGAGGGUUCUAAGUUUGUCAAGGCAGACAAGCGCAGGACGUCGGCUGAGCGUCGCCCCUGCCGACUGCCGCUUGCCAGAGAGGGUGUGGUGGACGGCGCCGAGUCUGGAUCUGAGGGGCGGCCCUCGUGGAUGGGAAGUCCGCCCGAGUCGGUCCUCAAUCAGGAGGCGACGGUGGGCGGCAAUCCGGUGAUCAAAGACCGGCCGGAGAGUGCUGUCCAGAGGCAAGGGCUGCGCUGGGGGCGGCUCUUCGGAUCCAGUGUUGGGUCUCCGACCAAGAUAGACAGGAGUGAACUGAGGGCGAAAGCUCAGAAGAGCAGGCAGCCGUCGGGCUGGCUCGGCCUGGACUCGUCGGUUUUGGGCCUGAUGGCUCAGACAAUCGGAGCUGGAGGCAUGAAAAAGGUAGAGCCUGUGACCGUCAACCCUCGUACUGUGGCAGCUUCACCCAAUGAGACCCGACCCAACGAGACCAAAUUCUCAACAUGCGAAGUGCGAGCGCUGUGCCACCACAUCGCCACGGAGGCAGGACAGCUCAGCUUCAACAAGGGUGACGUCCUGCGUGUGCUGAGCAAAGCUGAUGCAGAAUGGCUGCUCUGCUCUACGGGCGCCUCUCAAGGCCUGGUGCCCAUCGUCUACGUCUCGCUCUGCAGCAUGGAGGAGAGCCAGGAUUGCGGCGGCGGUGAAGGUGGUUCAGACAGGGGCUGCAGUGGCAAUGGUGACAUCGUCCAGGGUGGCGGCUGCAGUGGCAGUGGCGGCUCUAAUGGAGGUGGUGGUGCCUGCGGAGCUGGAAACAGGAAGUGAUCACCACCCUAUUCCAGACAAAGCCUCCAUUGAGACACGUGAGCAUGCAAAUAUAACCAAAACCUAAAGAGACUCCCACACCAACUGGACCUGUCAUGGUGCCGCUAUUAUUAUUAUUGUAACUAUUAAUACACCAGGUUGGACUUGCUGUCAAUCACUUCCGUGUGUGUUGGUGUGAGGGGCCAGCAUGUGAUGUUACAGACUGAAGCUGCUGUACUCCGUCUCGCCACUAAAGAACGCAGCAGUGUUAUAGCAGGGAUGGUCGUCCAAUAGAUUGAGCGGUUGUCGAUUAAUCGUGUCUCGAAUCAAUGGAGUCAAAUUGAAAUUAAUUGUAAUGGCUCCAUCAAGGAAACAUAGUAGAAUGUCCAUCCCUACUUGGUAUAACAAUACAACAUACUUCCUGUAACUUCACUGGAGUCAGCCCACGUAGCUUAGCAUGCUUCACAAAAAACAUUGUUGCGCUAGCUACCUGCGGCGGCGUGGGGUGCUAAUUGCUAGUAUCAGAUAUUUACCUGGCAAUUCUUCAAGAAUUGUUUGAAUGUGUUUUUAGCACUUCAGAAGUUAGCAUCCAAGCAUAUUAACAUUAGUGCUUUAGCGACAAGGCAGAACCGCUAAUGUCGAAAUGCCACCAAAGUCAUGGGAAUUUUUUUAGGUUGGAGAGGAAAAUCCCGGAAGUUACGUGAAGUUCAAAAAUUGUUAGCAACAUUAGCUAACCUGUUUUAUGUACACGUUUAACAGUUUAGAACAUUAACAAAUUAGAUGUUUACUCCACAUUUUUAAAAUGCAUUUCUUAUUUUUACGCUUGUGAAAUGCUAACACAUAACUCCAAAAUAUUGCACAGUUGAAAGUUUGACCCAGGGACAGUUUGUUUCACUUAAAUUGACGUUGGCGUUUCCACUGUCUUCUCCUGACUGGUCAACCGGUUGUCACGGUAACAGCUCGAGCUAAUUAUUAGUGAGCUAGCUUCCAUAAAAAAGGGACUUUUGCACUGUUUGGACACUUUAUUGACAACGUUAGCCUAUUUGCUUGCCUUCCUUGUACAGUUGAAACUAUUAAAUAAUGCCAACGUGGAUUCAAGUGUAAAUAUGUCAUUAUUCAGGAAGUGGUAGAAGGCAACACUUGUUGGUGAUUGGUGACUUUGUCGUGGCCCCACCUCCUGUCUGUAAAUACCUUCUUCUUCUUACAUGUAUGUACGAUGCUAACCGGCUAAUGUGGCUAACUAAAGUGCUCUUGUGACCAUGCGA
Phycodurus eques (leafy seadragon) is the source of this 6186-nucleotide messenger RNA. RefSeq names its product AP-4 complex accessory subunit RUSC2-like. Gene Ontology annotation, molecular function: protein binding. Gene Ontology annotation, cellular component: cytoplasmic vesicle. Lineage: Eukaryota; Metazoa; Chordata; Actinopteri; Syngnathiformes; Syngnathidae. The record is from RefSeq and is a predicted model, not a curated record.